Messenger RNA from Rubroshorea leprosula, 616 nucleotides. The record is from the annotation of a GenBank genome assembly. Lineage: Eukaryota; Viridiplantae; Streptophyta; Magnoliopsida; Malvales; Dipterocarpaceae.
GGGAUCCCCGUCCCCGCCAUUCGCGGGGAUGGGGACGGGGAGGCACUCCCCGGCCCCGCGGGGCCCCGUUGACAUCCCUAUCUCGGACACGGGUGAAACCCCUUUCAGCCUGGCCUAUGGAGCUGAGGCCGUCAUCCCAGUAGAGGUGGGACUGCCAUCUGAUCGAGUAGGCUGGCAUGACGAUCUCAACAAUGAGCAACUGUUGAGAGAAAACCUAGACUUCGUGGAAGAGGUUAGGGAGAUGUCUAGAAUAAGAAACAUGGUGCAUCAAACUCGUGUUGCAAAAUUUUACAAUAAAAGAGUUCGAGCUCGCCAGUUUCAAGUCGGCGAUCUGGUUCUACGCAAAGCUGGAUUGACGAAUGCUCACUUGCACAUGGGCAAGCUCGCGCCUAAUUGGGAAGGACCUUAUAUGGUUAUUUCUAUUCAACGACCUGGGUCUUACCGAUUAGCAGAUUUGCAAGGUCGUCCAUUACCAUUCAUUUGGAACAUACAUAACCUUAGAAAGUUUUACAGUUAAAAGUUAGCUUUACAGUUAAUGUGUAUGUUAUUAGCGUUCAGGCCGUCAUGGAUCAGUUGUAAAUGGCAUUUCAUAGAGAAAUCAAAACACAGAAAGUUA